Messenger RNA from Myiozetetes cayanensis, 9372 nucleotides. It is a transcript of the gene AGRN, whose product is annotated as agrin. Gene Ontology annotation, molecular function: calcium ion binding; laminin binding. Lineage: Eukaryota; Metazoa; Chordata; Aves; Passeriformes; Tyrannidae. Gene Ontology annotation, biological process: G protein-coupled acetylcholine receptor signaling pathway; receptor clustering. The record is from RefSeq and is a predicted model, not a curated record.
GGGCUUUCUUACAGGGGCAAGGCAGAGAGGACCGAGCGCUGCUCACCGGCCGCGGCUUCACGGAGAGAGAUAUCUCCUCCUCCUCCUCCUCCUCCUCCUCCUCCUCCUGGGAUUUUCCUCCUUCUCCCCUCCCCUGCUCUCCCCUCCCCUCGCUGCCUCGCUCCCUCCUCUCUUUCUUUCCUCCUUUUCACCUCCUCGAACAAAAGUAGCCCUUCUCCCUGCGCCUGCGAGCGGGGCCGCUUUGUCUGCCCGCGCCGUCGGGGGACCGGGACCGGGGCCGGACCGGCAGCGGGACCGGACCGGGGCCAUGCGGGCACAGCGGGCGGACGGUGCCCGGGCGCUGCUGGCGCUGCUGGGACUGGGAUUAGGACUGGGACUGGCGACCUGCCCCGAGCGGGAGCUGGAGCGGAGGGAGGAGGAGGCCAACGUGGUGCUGACGGGCACGGUGGAGGAGAUCAUGAACGUGGACCCGGUCCACCACACCUACUCCUGCAAGGUGAGAGUCUGGCGCUACCUGAAGGGCAAGGACAUCGUCACCCACGAGAUCCUGCUGGACGGCGGGAACAAGGUGGUGAUCGGCGGCUUCGGGGACCCGCUGAUCUGCGACAACCAGGUGUCCACGGGGGACACGCGGAUCUUCUUCGUGAACCCCGCCCCGCAGUACCUGUGGCCCGCGCACCGCAACGAGCUCAUGCUCAACUCCAGCCUCAUGAGGAUCACCCUGCGCAACCUGGAGGAGGUGGAGCACUGCGUGGAAGACAAGCCCAACAGUUACUUCACUCAGACGCCGCCGACGCCGCGAGAUGUGUGCCGGGGGAUGCUCUGCGGGUUCGGGGCCGUGUGCGAGAGGAGCUCCAGCGACCCCUCCCAGGCCUCCUGUGUCUGCAAGAAAACAGCGUGUCCUGUCGUGGUGGCCCCUGUGUGUGGCUCGGAUUACUCCACCUACAGCAACGAGUGUGAGCUGGAGAAGGCUCAGUGCAACCAGCAGAGGAGGAUCAAGGUCAUCAGCAAGGGACCGUGCGGCUCCAAGGACCCCUGUGCAGAGGUGACCUGCAGUUUUGGCAGCACCUGUGUCCGCUCCACCGAUGGCCAGUCGGCCAAGUGCGUGUGCCCGUCCUCCUGCAGCGGCGUCCCCGAGAGCCCCGUGUGCGGCAGCGACGGCCGCGACUACCGCAGCGAGUGCGACCUCAACAAGCACGCCUGUGACAAGCAGGAGAACGUCUUCAAGAAGUUUGAUGGCCUCUGUGACCCCUGCAAAGGCGUCCUCAACGACAUGAACCGCGUCUGCCGGGUGAACUCCCGCACGCGGCGGGCGGAGCUGCUGCCGCGCCCCGAGACCUGCCCGCCCAGGAGGGAGCCUGUGUGCGGGGACGACGGCGUCACCUACGACAACGAGUGCGUGAUGGGGCGCUCGGGGGCCAUCCGGGGCCUGGAGAUCCAGAAGGUGCGUUCAGGGCAGUGCCAGCAGCAGGACAAGUGCAGGGACGAGUGCAAGUUCAACGGGGUGUGCCUGAACCGCCGCGGCUCCGCGCGCUGCUCCUGCGACCGCAUCGCCUGCGACGGCGCCUUCCGGCCCGUCUGCGCCCGCGACAGCCGCACCUACGGCAACGACUGCGAGCGCCAGAAGGCAGAGUGCCACCAGAAGGCCGCCAUCCCCGUCAAGCACAGCGGACCCUGUGACCUGGGCACACCCAGCCCCUGCCUGAGCGUGGAGUGCACCUUUGGGGCCACCUGCGUGGUGAAGAACCAGGAGCCCGUGUGUGAGUGCCAGCAGGUGUGCCAGGGCCGCUACGACCCCGUGUGCGGCACCGACAACCGCACCUACGGCAACCCCUGCGAGCUGGACUCCAUGGCCUGUGUCCUCAAGAGGGACAUCAGGGUGAAGCACAAGGGGCCCUGUGAGCGCUGCGGGAAGUGCCAGUUCGGGGCCAUCUGCGAGGCGGAGACGGGGCGCUGCGUGUGCCCCACGGAGUGCGUGCCCUCCUCCCAGCCCGUGUGCGGCACCGACGGCCGCACCUACGGCAGCGAGUGCGAGCUGCACGUCCGCGCCUGCACCCAGCAGACCAACAUCCUGGUGGCUGCCCAGGGAGACUGCAAGUCGUGUGGCAGCACGGUGUGCUCCUUUGGCAGCAGGUGCGUGGGUGGGCAGUGCGUGUGCCCGCGCUGCGAGCGCCAGCCCCCGGCCCCGGUGUGCGGCACCGACGGGCUCACCUACGACAACCAGUGCGAGCUGCAAGUGGCCUCCUGCCAGCAGAAGAAGAGCAUCGAGGUGGCCAGGACGGGGCCCUGUGAGGAUGAGUGUGGCUCAGGGGGCUCUGGCUCUGGGGAUGGCAGUGAGUGUGAGCAGGACCGGUGCCGGCACUUCGGGGGCUGGUGGGACGAGGACGCCGAGGACGAUCGCUGCGUGUGUGACUUCACCUGCCUGGCCGUGCCCCGCAGCCCGGUGUGUGGCUCUGAUGGCGUCACCUACGCCAACGAGUGCGAGCUGAAGAAGACGCGGUGCGAGAAGCGCCAGGAUCUCUACGUCACUGGCCAAGGAGCCUGCCGUGCCCUUGCCACAACCCCACCACCCCUCCUGGUUGUGCACUGCAGCCAGACCAUCUACGGCUGCUGCCCAGACAACGUGACCCUGGCGCUCGGAGUGGGAGCAGCAGGAUGUCCAAGCACGUGCCAGUGCAACCCCUACGGCUCCUAUGGGGGUUCCUGUGACCCGGGGACGGGGCAGUGCUCCUGCAAGCCGGGCGUGGGGGGGCUCAAGUGCGACCGCUGCGAGCCCGGCUUCUGGAACUUCCGCGGCAUCGUCACCGACAGCAAGAGCGGCUGCACCCCCUGUAACUGCGACCCCGUGGGCUCAGUGCGGGAUGACUGCGAGCAGAUGACGGGGCUGUGCUCCUGCAAGACUGGCAUCACUGGCAUGAAGUGCAACCAGUGCCCCAACGGCAGCAAACUGGGCAUGACGGGCUGCGAGAAAGACCCCUCAGCCCCAAAGUCCUGUGAGGAGAUGAACUGCGAGUUUGGGGCCUCGUGUGUGGAGGUCAACGGCUUUGCCCACUGCGAGUGCCCGUCCCCGCUGUGCUCUGAGGCCAACAUGACCAAGGUGUGUGGCUCUGACGGUGUCACCUACGGGGACCAGUGCCAGCUGAAGACCAUCGCCUGCAGGCAGGGCCAGGUCAUCACGGUGAAGCACUUGGGGCAGUGCCACGAGUCCAUCACCCACACGAGCCACCCGUCACCUCCCACGCCGCUGCCCACGCUGCCCUUGGACAGGCUCGUCCUCCCCCCGCCCCUGCCCCUCUCCACCCAGGCUCCGCAGCCCACCAAGGUGGCCACCAGCUCCCCGCUGCUGGAAGCCAAGCCCACGGAACGGGGUCACCCCACGACGAGGCGCGUCACGACGGCCAGGCCGGCCACGACGCCCUGGGCGACCCACGGCGGGUACAAGACCACCGUGCGGCCUCUGCCCACCGCCCCGGUGGUGCUGGCCACCCCCCAGCCCGCCUACGGGGAGUCAGGCAGUGCUGAGGGCAGUGGGGACCAGGAGAUGGGCGCCAGCGGGGACCAGGAAUCCAGCGGGGCCGGCUCUGCCGGGGAAGAGGAGGAGGUGGAGGAAGGCCAGGUGACGUCCACCCCGGCUGUGGAGAGGGCCACGUGUUACAACACCCCGCUGGGAUGCUGCUCCGACGGCAAGACUGCGGCUGCUGACGCCGAGGGCAGCAACUGCCCAGCUACCAAAGUCUUCCAAGGGGUCCUCAUCCUGGAGGAGGUGGAAGGCCAGGAGCUGUUCUACACCCCGGAGAUGGCUGACCCCAAGUCGGAGCUCUUCGGGGAGACGGCCCGGAGCAUUGAGAGCGCGCUGGAUGAGCUUUUCCGCAGCUCUGACGUCAAGAAGGACUUCAAGAGCAUCCGUGUGCGGGACCUGGGGCAGAGCAGCGCUGUCCGUGUCUUCGUGGAGUCCCACUUUGACCCAGCCACGUCCUACACGGCCGCCGAUAUCCAGGCGGCCCUGCUGAAGCAGAUCAAAGCUUCCAAGAAGAGGACCAUCCUGGUGAAGAAGCCCCAGCAGGAGCAUGUCAAAUUCAUGGAUUUUGACUGGAUCCCCAGGCUCUUCACCACCACCGUCACCACCACCACGGCCACCACCAUGGCCCCGGCGGCCGCCACCACCCGCAGGGCCACCACGGCCGCUGCCGUCACCAUGGCCCGCGGCAGGGCCGGGAGCACCCGCAGGCCCAGCUCCACCCUCCCCCCGGCCGCCAGCACCCGCAGGAAGCCCACCCGCCAGCCCCCGCCACGGAGACCCCCCCGGCCCUGCGACUCCCACCCCUGCCUGCACGGGGGCACCUGCGAGGACGACGGCGAGGACUUCACCUGCAGCUGCCCCGCGGGCAAGGGAGGGGCUGUCUGCGAGAAAACUAUCAGGUACUUCAUCCCCAGCUUCGGGGGCAAGUCCUACCUGGCCUUCAAGAUGAUGAAGGCGUACCACACGGUGCGCAUCGCCAUGGAGUUCCGCACCCUGGAGCUGGGGGGGCUGCUGCUCUACAACGGCCAGAACCGCGGCAAGGACUUCAUCUCCCUAGCCCUGGUGGGCGGCUUCGUGGAGCUCAGGUUUAACACGGGCUCUGGCACGGGCGUCAUCACCAGCAAGGUCCGUGUGGAGCCGGGCAAGUGGCACCAGCUGGUGGUGAACAGGAACCGGCGCAGUGGGAUGCUCUCUGUGGAUGGGGAGCCCCACGUGAGUGGGGAGAGCCCCCCAGGCACCGAUGGGCUCAACCUGGACACAGACCUGUUCAUUGGGGGAGUGCCUGAUGACCAGAUGGCCGUGGUAGCAGACCACACCACGGCCACCACGGGCCUCAAGGGCUGCAUCCGCCUCCUGGACGUGAACAACCAGAUGUACGACCUGCGGGAGAAGGGCAGCGACGUCCUCUACGGCAGCGGGGUGGGCGAGUGUGGCAACGACCCCUGCCACCCCAACCCCUGCCACCACGGGGGCAUCUGCCACGUCAAGGAGGCGGAGAUGUUCCACUGCGAGUGCCUCCACACCUACACCGGGCCCACGUGCGCCGAUGAGAGGAACCCCUGCGAGCCCUCGCCCUGCCACGUCUCUGCCACCUGCCUGGUGCUGCCAGAGGGGGGUGCCCUGUGUGCCUGCCCCAUGGGCCGGGAAGGAGACUUCUGCGAGCGAGUGACGGAGCAGGACCACACCAUGCCCUUCCUCCCGGAGUUCAAUGGCUUCUCCUACCUGGAGCUGAACGGGCUGCAGACCUUCGUUCCUGACCUGCAGGACAAAAUGUCCAUGGAGGUCGUGUUCCUGGCCAAGAACCCCAGUGGAAUGAUCUUCUACAAUGGCCAGAAGACAGAUGGCAAGGGGGACUUCGUGUCCCUGGCCUUGCACGACGGGUACCUGGAGUACAGAUACGACCUGGGCAAGGGGGCAGCUGUGCUCAGGAGCAAAGAGCCAGUUCCCCUCAACACCUGGACGAGCGUCCUGUUGGAGAGGAACGGGCGCAAGGGGGUCAUGAGGAUCAACAACGGCGAGAGGGUGAUGGGGGAGUCACCGAAAUCCCGUAAGGUACCUCACACCUUCCUGAACCUGAAGGAGCCGUUUUACGUGGGAGGAGCCCCUGAUUUCAGCAAGCUGGCUCGAGCAGCUGCCAUCUCCACCAGCUUCGAGGGGGCUGUGCAGAGGAUCUCCAUCAAGGGGGUUCCCGUGCUGAAGGAGCAGAACAUCCGCAGUGCCAUCGAGAUCUCGCCGUUCCGGGGCCACCCCUGCACCCAGAAACCCAACCCCUGCCAGAACGGGGGCACCUGCAGCCCCCGGCUGGAGAGCUACGAGUGUGCCUGCCAGAGGGGCUUCUCUGGGGCCCACUGUGAGAAAGUGAUCAUCGAGAAGGCUGCUGGGGAUGCAGAGGCCAUUGCCUUCGAUGGCAGGACAUACAUGGAGUACCACAACGCCGUCACCAAGAGCCACCUGAGCAAUGAGAUCCCUGCUCCCGAGGCGCUGGACUAUCCCGUGGAGCCCAGUGAGAAGGCCCUGCAGUCCAACCACUUCGAGCUGAGCAUCAAAACAGAGGCCACGCAGGGGCUGAUCCUGUGGAGCGGGAAGGGGCUGGAGCGCUCGGACUACAUCGCCCUGGCCAUCGUGGAUGGCUUCGUGCAGAUGACCUACGACCUGGGCUCCAAGCCAGUCGUCCUCAGAUCCACGGUGCCAGUCAACACCAACCAGUGGAUCCACAUCAAAGCCUACAGGGUACAGAGGGAAGGUUCCCUCCAGGUUGGGAAUGAAGCUCCCAUUGCUGGUUCUUCUCCACUUGGUGCCACACAACUGGACACAGACGGGGCCCUGUGGCUGGGGGGGCUGGAGAAGCUGAGUGUGGCUCACAAGCUGCCCAAGGCCUACAGCACUGGCUUCGUUGGCUGCAUACGGGAUGUCCUCGUGGACCGCCAAGAACUGCACCUGGUGGAGGACGCUUUAAACAACCCCAGGAUAUUACACUGCUCGGCCAAAUAGACCCCCCCAGAGACCCUCCCUCCUCCUUCCCUCCCUCCUGCCUAUUGCUGUAAUUAUUUUCUAUUUUUGUAAACUUAUUGCUUUUUAUAUUUUUGGGGAGGGGAGGGGUGGGGAGAGAGGGGAGGGGGGAAAAAAGGGAGGGGAGGAAACACCUUUUCUUUUGGGUUAUUCAUUCGGUUGCAGCCUAUCCAGGUCAGGCAGACUCGAAUCAAACAGCAGCAACAAAGAACAAACCUUGAACCAAGUCUCCAAGAAGUGACAGAAGAACUUGCCCAUUGCAUUGUAAAUCUUCUUCAUACUUGAAGCUUCUUUUUGGUUUUGUUUUUGUUUUUUUGGGAGGGGGGGAGGAGGUUAUUUUUUUCCCCCCUCCUUACUUGUGUUCUUGGGUUGUCGUCUGUGCCCGUGGGGGGAGAAGAUGCUGGUGCUGGCGAGACGUGUGGCCUUCAUGGAUUCACUGCCUGGCCCCAACGUCCCCUCUGCAGUGCCUGGCUGAGCAGGGAGGUGGGAAUGGCCACCCUUGGCUCUGCCAAGCCUUCUCCUGGCCCUGUGCUCACCCCCGACCUCCCUCCUCCUCCCCCCUCCCUCCUUCCUCUCACUAUAAUUUAUGUGUGUAAGGAUCUCAAGUGCUUUUCUCCUUCGUGCUCUGUUAAAAUCAGGGAUGCCAUGCACUGGAAGAGAGACCAAGGCCUGCUCUGAGCAGGCAGGAAAGCAUUGCUCUUUGGUUGUCUUAUGACUGUUUGCUGGACUGUGAGGUGCUGGGAGUGGGGGGAAACGUUGAUUUCUCUGUUGCUUCUCCUCCUCCUCCUCCUCCUCCUCUUGGACACGUGCAGAAGCAGCUGUGAAACCUCAUUUCCACGCUCCGUGUCUACCCAGACACGUCCCAACCACCACCUGUUUGCCCUCCUUGGCUGCUCUUCCCAAGAGCUUCUGCCCACCAAGCCUUGCCCUCCCGCGCGCCGGGGAUACCUUGGAGCUCCGUCUCCAAGAGCUGGAAGUGCUUCCCCCCCCUCCUCUUCCAGCACUGCCAAACAGGCUGUGAGGGCACAGGGACUGGGCCCCUCUUGGCUUUUCAAAGAUCUGCUGGAUGUGUCCUCCCAUGACUUUGCCCUCGGAUUCUUCGCCAGCCUGGGAGCGCAGAGCAGGCACCGGAGCCUCUCCCAGGAGGAGAAUUUGGAGUUUCACCUCGGACUUCCACGGUUUUUUGCAACGCCCAGGGCCGUGCAGGGUCUUCCAGGCCAUGAUCAAAGCUCCUCUGGACGCUGCCAGCCCGGCAGGAACAGCUCCAGCAGGAAUGGGAACAGGGCACGAGUCGGGGCUGGAGUGUUUGGGGUUUUUUUUUGGGGGGGUGGGGGGUGGAUUUUUAGGUGUUUUCUUCCUUGAAAGCAAAUGUUGUAGUGGCCAGUGACAAAGCCAGUAAGUGUGUCCGUGAGUGGAUGGUGAGUGUUUGUGAGUGUCUGUCGCCCAGCACACGUGUGCCUACAGACAUGGGAUCUCCUGGAAGCAGGAGAAGAGCCAGUGGAUCGCAGCUGGGGAGGAGAUGACCCUCUCCAUCCAGGUUCCUUCUCCGUGGGAAGGAUUUAAUGAUGCUGUGCAGCAUCUACGUCCCCUCCCCACCCUGAGAUGGCAACUCUGUAUAAAAACAGCUUUAUGGAGUGUACAGAACGAACCUGAAGGAUCCCACCAGCUACUGAGUGUUAAUUAAUACCCGAGGUGCCAUAAUUUUGCAGUUUAUCCUUCAAUGUCUAGCACACCUUGCAGGGUACCCUUUAAAAACGGUGUUUUUUGGCACUAAAGUUUUGAGCCACGAGAGGUCAAAAGCGUUUUCUCAGGGUGAGCUCUGAACACAGGGGAAGAUCGUGUGUCAAAACCACUCGGGGCUUCUCGUUUCCUUCUUUUUACUUGAUUCGAAGAAAAUUAUCCCCCUCACCCCCAAUCCCCAAUCUGUGACAUUCCUCUCUAAAUCCAGUGGUUAAAUAUUCCAUUGGGGAAAUACUAUUAUUCCAUGGGGGGAAAAGGGAGGGGCUGUGCCCUCUGUGGGAUGGAGAUCUGGGGUGUGUCUGUGUGUGUGUGUGUGUUUGGGGUUGUGUGGGUGCCAAACCCCACAUUUUAAGUGGCUGCUGUAUAGAAAUUGUGGGUCCUGGGGGGGAGUGCUGUGCUGUGGAAAGGAGGGGAGGGUCUUGGAUCUGCAGGAUGAGGUGGAGACCCCCCCAGUCCGUGUUUUGAGAAGGGGGAUUUGCAGCUGGGCAAGGCUGAGACAGGGCUGGGUGACAUAGAGGGACGGGGUUGGGGGGGAGCACGUGCAGAGGAAGCUGCUAAUUUUCUGGAAUGCCACUCGAAAAACGAAGCCAGGGUCACUGCAAAAAUCACAACCCCGACAGCUAAACAAAACAAACAAACAAAACAAAACAAAGAACUCUGUCUGCUUUUGCUGGGGCUUGGAAAUGCCUUAAAACGAGGCCGUGGCGUCCUCGUGUUGGAGCAUCUUGAACCGAGGUCAGACUCAGCAGUGCUCCCUUGGGGCUGUGCACUUAACUACUUGGGCUUUAUUUUUAAUAGCAUUUAUAACAUGUAUGUACAAAAAAAAAAAAAGAAAAAAGAGACAUUGAGGUUUGUUUUUUUUUUCUGGGUUUGGUUGUUUGUUUUUUUAUAUUGAUUUUGGUUUUGGUGUUUUGUUUUGUUUUUUCCUUUUUUUUUUUUUUUUAAUGUCCACGUGGCUUCAUUUAUAGGGUAAAUUAAUGACCAUUGUGAACUGCUGUAUGAAUUCUGAAGGGCAAUGCACAGUAGAGGAGCAGCAUGAUAUAACCAUUACUAACUCGUGUCUUUCGUCAAUCACCAUGAAAUAAAGUUUGAAAACUAUUAAA